Messenger RNA from Symbiodinium pilosum, 2010 nucleotides. The record is from the annotation of a GenBank genome assembly. NCBI's taxonomy places the organism in Eukaryota, Dinophyceae, Suessiales, Symbiodiniaceae.
GUUACGCAAGCAGGGGUUGCCUUGCUUGUGCAGCUUUGCUUGACCUUGGUCGGGGCUGGGGUGUUCCUCCUCCUCAAGAACCUGCUGGAUCAUUAUUCCUGGGGGAGAGCCAUCCGCCUACCCUUCGGCCUAGCCGUCAUCAGCUUGGUUGUCUACGCCUUCCUUUACCUUCAUCCCCUCAGUGCCGAAGACCUGCACUUCUGGGGCCUCUUCAUCACAGGACUUCGACCGGAAUCUUGGAAAGUUGAGUUCCACGUGCUCGCCUCUGGCUUUGGAAAUUUCCAGGCGCACGCCUUCUUUAGCCAGCCAUGCAUUUCCAUCGUGGUGUCCUAUGCGGUGCUGUCCACCCUUGCCUUCACCUUCUACACCGUCGGUUUUCAGGAACUUGCUCGGGAUCCCACGAUAGAGCUCGCGAAGGAGAUCCGACUCGUUGGGAAGACCAACAUUGCGCUAGCGCCUUUUGCAGGCGUGCCAGUAUCCCACGCAAUUAAAGUCUGGGUAGUGAUGCGAGAUGCUGGGGCCAAGACUCGGUGGUGGGUCUUCCUCUUUGCAGUCUGCUACAUGGUCCUGUACUUCGACUCCACUUUAAGGUCAACUCUCAGCCUCGUGCCGAAAUGCGCGUUUGGGGCCUUGGUUUGCUCUUUAGGCUAUGAGUUCUUGACCAACUCUUUAGUCGAGUCCCGGGAGCGGAUUGCUGCUACAGAGUGGCGCGUUGUUGUUGUGACUUCAGUCAUUACCUACCUCAACGUUCUGCUGGGCAUCCUUUUUGGUGUUGUUCUCACCACCAUCUUCUUCAUGGUGGAAUACUCUGGCAUGACCGGUGUGACCCAAAAGGCCACUAUAGCGGAGGUGCGAUCUCACGUGGAGCGCGAUGAUUCACAAAACCAGAUCCUUGACCGGCAUGGACCAGAUGUCGCUGUGUUCUGGUGUGCAGGUUACAUCUUCUUUGGCACUGCCCAAGACAUCGUUGAGGAGUUGCAGGCGUCCCUAGAUGCAUGCCCGUCUACUCGCAUCAUCAUCCUGGACUUUGAGCAGGUGCCUGCUGUAGAUGCUUCUGGUGUGCAAGCCUUGGUCAACUUUGCGGAGGUGUGCCAGAAGCGGCGACCAUCGGUCACCAUAGCGGUCAGCGGCGUUGUGCGACGCCUUCAGCUCUCUUUAGACAGGUGCAUGCGUGCCUGCAACGUGGAGAUCAAGAUCAGCUCGCACCGCGUGGAGAAGAUGCUGGAGUGGGCUGAGGAUUGGCUCUUGGCAGGCCGUGCUAAUGGCGCCAAAGGCUUGAAAUCACAGCGCUCAGAGCAUCAGCUCUUGGCCUCCAAAUUGGCUGGCAAGGUGCCCACAAAAGAGCAGGACGAGCAGGAGCUCCGUCACUUCGUGAAUGAGUUUUUGCAGGAGAUCGCUCCUUCUGCCCAAGCCGAGGAGCGCGCGGGCGUUUGCGAAAAGCUGGCGAGGUUCGGCAGCAAGCUCAAGACUUUCACACGGGAGGCCCAGAUUCAUGCGGAAGGCCAACAAGCCAAGCACUUGACCUACGUGCUGAGUGGGUCAGUGAGCCUUGUACAGAAGAUCAGCCCUGACGAAUCUUUGGCUUACAAGGUCCCCCGGCACCACCUGAAUGAAGAAAAGGGUGAUAUCUUCGCAUUCGAGGAAGAACUGGACAUUCGAGUUCGCAAGCUGACCCAUGGCUCACUGCUUGGAGCACUAGAGUUUGGUGCUUUCUGCAACAGCACAGUGUCCACAUGGCAUGCCAGCGCUUGUGCAUCCCCAGAUUGUGUGGUACUUCAGGUGCCCUUUUCCACGCUGGAGGCUGCCAUGAACUCGAACCAGUCUGUGGGGCAUGCGGUGAUGCGUUGGCUCUUCCAGCUUGCUUCUGUCCAGGUCUUGGAUGUCCUGCAAGGCGUGCGCGUAAAGCCAUACCGGCGCAUAGACCAAGAAGGUGUCUUCAAACGUGCAACGAGUUCGAUGGCCUCACCAGCCCUCAAUGGUCAGACUACGCCAUACAGUAAGUUCCUAUAG